GUCAAAAUGGCGGCACGCUGCAUGUGAAAGGGUCGAAACGGAGCCGGCUUUAUGAACCCAGAACAUGUAUAAAACACCAUGUAGCAGACUGUCAGGUUUGGUUGGUGUGAGUGUGAAACAGAAACUACUUCAAAAUAUUCCUCGAUGUAACCAGGCUGCUCGGAGCCUUAUUCAGCUGCACAGAAGAGAUCCAUCAAACUGGUCGACUUAUCAGCAUCUUACCUUCCUUAAACGCCAGUAUGUAGCAAAGAGCAGCAGUGAGCUUCACCAACGUGCCGUCCCGAAACAGGCCCCUGUCCUCACCGUUGUGGAUGAAAGGGAGGACAGUGUUGAGAGGCAGGUACAGAGGAUACCAACUAUUGAUCCUGUGGCCACAGAGGUUGUGCCGCAGUCAGAGGAUGUCACCAGUAAGACGCAGCCUGAAGUCUCCACUUUGAACUCCACUGCAGAAGAUGUGGCAGUGCAGAAAGAUGCUGUGUGCAGAACAGUCGCGGUUUCAGGUGAGACUCCACAUAUCCAGGUGGAGACAGAAGAGGCAAGGGAGGCACGUCUAGACAGACAAUGGAAGCAGCUGAAGGUUCAUAUGGCUGACCUACCGGAUAUCUAUGCCAGACUGGCCAAAAUCAAGCUUACAGCGUUGGUGGUUACAACUGCAGCAGCUGGAUAUGCAAUGGCUCCGGUGCCCUUUGACCCUCUCAUGUUCUUCGUAUCUUCUCUGGGAACAGGCCUCGCCUCUUGUUCUGCCAAUUCCAUCAACCAGUACUUUGAGGUGCCCUUUGACUCCAACAUGAACCGUACAAAGAACCGUCCACUGGUCAGAGGACAGAUCAGUCCCCUCCAUGCCGUGUCCUUCGCUCUGGCCUGUGGAAUUCCUGGAGUCGCUCUGCUCACACUGGCUGUGAACCCCUUAACAGGCUUCCUGGGUGCCCUCAACAUCUUUCUCUACACCUGUUGCUACACACCACUCAAGAGGCUCAGUAUCACCAAUACCUGGGUGGGGGCAGUGGUGGGUGCGAUACCUCCUGUCAUGGGCUGGACGGCUGCCACAGGUUGUCUGGAGCCAGGUGCUUUGUUGCUGGGUGGUUUCCUGUACAGCUGGCAGUUCCCCCACUUCAACGCCCUCAGCUGGAACUUGAGGGAAGACUACUCCCGCGGCGGCUACCGCAUGAUGUCCGUCACCCACCCUGGCAUGUGCAAGCGUGUGGCCCUGCGCCACAGCUUGGGUCUGAUCGGCCUGUCGACAUUAGCGCCCGUGCUGGACGUCACCACCUGGACCUUCCCCCUAAUCUCCCUCCCCAUCAACCUGUACAUCAGCUACCUGGCCUUCCGCUUCUACCGCAAGGGAGACCGCAGCAGCGCCCGCAAGUUGUUCUUCUGCAGCCUGUGGCACCUGCCCAUGCUGCUGCUGCUGGCGCUCACUUGCAAGAAGCCUCGCAGAGACCAGACGGACGCGGGUCUACCUCCAGCUCCUUCUUUACCACUCACACUGCAGAGCUAACUAGUUUCAUAGAUGCCCCGACACCUCUAAGACUCGCCUAGUGUUUUCCCCUGACCACCCAUCAUGCUUGGUGGGGGCUGGGUGAUGGACACAUUAUUUUACCUGUGUGUUUAAUUCGAGAAAGCGGUUCUCACUGCAGAUAAGAAAAUGAAAUGGAAAUGAUUCGGAUCAAAACGGCUGAUUUACAGAAAACACACAGAAUUAUUACAUCAGGUUGUAAUCAUUUCCAUGUGUGUGUGCUGUAUAUAUUCUGUAUUUAUUUACACAGGGGCCCUCCGGUUCCUCUCCAUGUUGUACGACUGAUGUUAAAUGAUCUUGUACAGUGUAAAUUGCUCCUGUGGAUCCACACAGCAGUACUGUCUGCAGAUGACCCCAUGCAUUGUAUAAAUGCAAACUAAAAGGUGGACAUGAAGACAUCAUGUAAUCAAAAGAUUUCUAUUUGAUCAUCAGUAAGAGAGAGUACGAAAAUAGGACAAAUAUAAAGUUAUUCUGAAGCAGCUGUAACACUGCACCUGAUAUCUGGUGAUUGUUUGACUUUUACUUGAUCCCUGCUACUUGACAGUUAAUAAGCCUCAUUGUAUUUUGCGACUGAGCAAACGCACUGAUGGGUCUUCACUCAUUUACAUAAUGCGUUCUUUCAAAACGGUUUGCCUGCUCCACAACAAAGGGAAUAACCCUGUAAGAAACACAAGGGUAAAUGUUCUCUAACAAUAAACACAU
Messenger RNA from Seriola dumerili (greater amberjack), 2218 nucleotides. It is a transcript of the gene cox10, whose product is annotated as protoheme IX farnesyltransferase, mitochondrial. Gene Ontology annotation, cellular component: mitochondrion; mitochondrial membrane. The transcript has 7 exons. Lineage: Eukaryota; Metazoa; Chordata; Actinopteri; Carangiformes; Carangidae. Gene Ontology annotation, biological process: heme biosynthetic process. Gene Ontology annotation, molecular function: protoheme IX farnesyltransferase activity. The record is from RefSeq and is a predicted model, not a curated record. The coding region runs from base 65 to 1498 and encodes 477 amino acids.